Molecule: messenger RNA, 1485 nt
Organism: Notodromas monacha
Lineage: Eukaryota; Metazoa; Arthropoda; Ostracoda; Podocopida; Cyprididae
Source: the annotation of a GenBank genome assembly
AGAAUUGUUGCGGUUCGUGAUCGUGAUAGAAUGAAGUCUGAACGUCGAUUUUUCUGUCACGGCGAAACUCACGUUGUGAAACGACGGACAUUUUAUGGGAUGUUGAGGAUCUCAAAUAUUGCGAACUUAAUGGAUACCUAGGAUGGUUUGCUUCAUCGACCUUCCAUAGGUACUGUGCUUUCUUAGAAAUUUCGUGGUAUUUAAAAUUAACGCACACUUGCUCUUGUGAAAGUCUUUCCUUCGUUUAGCUCGUUACUCCGUUUCAUUGGAUUACAGCUUUUCUUUCAUCUCUUUUGGGGCGAAAUUCCUGUUCUGAAAAAGUUGUAGAUGUCGAUGGAAGCACAAGUUUGCGGUAUUGAGAAGAAUGAAGACUUGAAGUCGACCGAUAUUUACACUUACGUCGACCCACAUGAAGGAAACCAGUUACCUCAGUUGCAUUUUGACCGAGAUUUGAGCGAUGCACAGCGGUUUGAAACUGCCGAAGCCGGAGGUGAUAAUUUAGCAUUUGGCUGCAACGUUGGAGUGGGUCGUUACGGGAAUCAUCUAGAUUCUACGAGUUCCAAUUAUCCUGGGAGUCAAAAUCAAUGUUCCAUGAGGCACGAUGAUUCGCCGCCUAGAUUCGUUCUUCGUCCGCAGCAACUUCCGAACGUGAGCAUGACGCAGGGGUUUUCGGGUGGAGUGAUCCCUGUUGAAUACAUUCAUCGGUAUUUCUCGCCUGGUUACCAGAUGCCACCUGCUGUUACAGCACCUUGGUCAUUACCAGUUGUCAAUCCUGGAUAUUUUCCCGGGUUUUGUUAUCCACCAACGUGUUCUUGGUGUCAUCAGCCUUACCAAAUCUACGCUUGUCACCCUUCACCCUACAUUCCGCCUGUGCAUUGUUUACCAAAUAAUUUAGCCUUGCCAAGUCCAACCUUUAACAUGAGUUAUUCGAAUGCGCAAUCGCAGUGCAGCAAUUAUUGCGUGCAGCCUACGUCCGUCCCGAUGGACGGUUUAGAUCCUCAAAUAUUUGUUUACGCACAGCACGCAAGCGCAGAAAACUACGGUGUUGGGCAGAGUUGCAUUACUUACAGUGGUCCGGUGGAGGCUGAAAGAUCAGAAGGUUCUGAAUAUAAUCAAAUGUCUGAUCCCAUGUACACGUCGCACCCAGAAAGCGAAGAUUUGGUUGAGGUGGAGGAGAAUUUAAGCGUCACGCGAGAUUUCGGCGACUUCGAAGAAAAUCCUCUAGCGGAAGAUCCUCUGAAGGAUGCUAGUCAAGAAGUUGGCUAGAGGAGUCGUGAACGCUUCGAAGAACUCCUUUUGUUUAUUGUUGAUACUAGUACUCAUUCUCCGCUCCUAAGUUCAUUUUUUCGUGCAUUGGGAAUUUUCUUUUGCGUUAUUUUUUUUUGUUAAUUUCUUUGCUCUCUAGUGAAAUUCAUUUCGGUUGGAAAAAGUUCUGGUUAGAUUUUCGCGUGAGCGUUUUUUUUUUUUUUUUUUUUUUUUUUUUUU